Messenger RNA from Ricinus communis (castor bean), 661 nucleotides. Its product is annotated as G patch domain and ankyrin repeat-containing protein 1 homolog. Bases 152 to 502 code for a protein of 116 amino acids. Lineage: Eukaryota; Viridiplantae; Streptophyta; Magnoliopsida; Malpighiales; Euphorbiaceae. The transcript has 4 exons. Gene Ontology annotation, molecular function: nucleic acid binding. The record is from RefSeq and is a predicted model, not a curated record.
UUUCUUCUUUCCAAAUCCAAUGUGGCCCAAAUCUCUCUCUUAAGGCCUGAGAUAAAGCCCACUUUUCUCUUGUCUUUUAUUUUUUUUGAAUCGUGUUGGAUCUCGUAUAUAUAAGCAAAGCUAUAAUAGUUAAUUUGGAAGCGGUGCAGUGAUGGCAGAGGAACUGGGUUCGAAAAGCUCUUCUCCUGCAACAGCAAUCAAUUCCUCCAAUAUAGGGUUUCAGCUCCUCAAGAAGCAUGGAUGGAAAGAGGGUACUGGUCUUGGAAUCUCUGAGCAGGGGAGGUUGGAGCCGGUGCAAACAUAUGUCAAGAAUAAUAAACGAGGUCUAGGAGCUCAGAAACUAAAGAAGACGAAGACCAGCAGCCAUGGCCACAAGGAACAUUCAACCAAGUCCAAGCCUGUAUCUAAGAAACAAAGGAAGAUGCAGGAGUUAGAAAAGCGUCUGCAAGAGAAGGAAUUUGAGCGGGCAUUUUACAGAGACUUCUGGCCGGAUAAUGUUUGAGAAUAAUUAUUCUCAACAUUUUGUAGUUGAAGUUGAGAAGGUUGUGAUGAAUUCACCAUAUCGUCUCCAUGUACACUGAUAAAAAAAGAUUCAUACAUGGAUUGAUUUUUGUUGUUUAUCAUAUGUGCAGCUAACGUUAUAAUACAAUACAUUUAUACA